Messenger RNA from Darwinula stevensoni, 534 nucleotides. The record is from the annotation of a GenBank genome assembly. Lineage: Eukaryota; Metazoa; Arthropoda; Ostracoda; Podocopida; Darwinulidae.
AUGAGGGAAGAGAAAUGCGUGAAGGAAGGGGAACGGGCGUUGGAAAAGCUGCGCUUCAACCUGGAGAGGAAUGACUGGAAUCUGGAAAAAGAUUACGGCGAGGAACUCAUCACAGUCAAGUCUGCAUACGAUCAAGAGACCAAGAUAAACAUCAUGCUUGCCGAGGCCGUGUUGGACUUCGCAAGCGACUGGGUCUUCGGGGAUCUGGUGAACCACACGCUGGAGGCCACGGUCGACUGGAAUCAGGACAUCAAGGACCACAAGGUCGUCCAGGUUAGAUCUUCAUGCCCUCGUGAUUCCUCGCAGGGACCAGCCCGGUUCCCUCCCUCUCUCUCUCCCUCUCUCUACCCCUCUCUCGUUCGGAGCGUUUCCUCUCGUCGCGCUGUGCAGAUGAGGAAUGAAAUUGCGAAAUGGAGGGAACGCUCUGCCACUGCCGACGGAAAUGAGAUUUCGCCGCAGACAGGGAAUGGAGGAAGGAUAUCAUCCCAAGGACGGAUGGAUGCCGGCAAGAAAGGAUUUUGCCCCAAAUAUUAA